Messenger RNA from Striga asiatica, 2786 nucleotides. The record is from the annotation of a GenBank genome assembly. Lineage: Eukaryota; Viridiplantae; Streptophyta; Magnoliopsida; Lamiales; Orobanchaceae.
UCCCCUUCUGUCUCUCACUAGAACUACAGGUUGAGGUACACCUAGAGAGAGAAAAUAAGAACAUACACAGCGGAGCGUGUUUCUGCGUCUUCCGGCGACCGGAGUUCUAUCGAUUGCUUCUCAGUCGAUACAUCCUCUCUUGACUCGAGAUCCGAGACAAGAACAGAGGAAUUUUGCUGGGCUCGUGAGAGGGUUUUGCUGAGAUUAGGAGAAAAUGGCUAGCGGCGAGGGGUUUCUGACGGAGGAGCAGAGGGAGACGCUGAUGAUAGCCUCACAGAAUGCGGAGGUGAUGUCAUCGUUGUCGCAGGGGUCCUCGCCUAAAUCCACUGGCCCGAAGUCUCCUGGUCGGAACCCGUUUAUGCUGUCCGAGCACCAGCAUCAUGUGAAGGCGCCGGGUGGGGGGCAUUCGGCUGCGGUGGGGGGCGUGGCUGUCAGACACGUUCGCCGCUCGCACUCUGGAAAGCAUAUCAGAGUUAAGAAAGGAGAUAAUAGGAAUGAAGAGAGAGUGAAACCCUGGAAACUUUACGUACAAUUUUGUUUCUACGACCACGUGGUCCUUGCUCAGUUUCCUUAUAACACUGGUUUAACCUGGACUGUCACAAUAGAUGGUGCUGGUGGUAAAGGUACCUGGGGAAAAUUACUCGACACUGAUGGUGAUUCUUUUCUCGAUAAAAACGACCCAAACUAUGACAGUGGAGAGGAGCCUUAUGCCCUAGUUGGAUCAACUGUCUCUGACCCUCUGGACGACUACAAGAAAGCUGUGGCAUCUCUUGUAGAGGAAUAUUUCACCACUGGCGACGUUGAUGUUGCUGCCUCUGAUCUUCGAGAGCUCGGGUCAAGCGAGUACCAUCCUUACUUCAUCAAGCGCCUUGUAUCUAUGGCCAUGGACAGGCACAACAAAGAGAAGGAGAUGGCUUCGGUUUUGCUCUCAGCCCUUUAUGCUGAUGUCAUAGGCGCAGCACAAAUCAGCCAGGGCUUCUUCAUGCUGCUUGAGUCAGCUGAUGACCUUUCGGUUGACAUACCGGAUGCCGUCGAUGUUCUGGCCCUGUUCAUUGCCCGCGCGGUGGUCGAUGACAUACUUCCCCCGGCCUUCAUCACUCGGGCCUCCAAGAAGCUUCCGGAAGCUUCCAAGGGUUUCCAGGCUCUUCAGACGGCUGAGAAAAGCUACCUCUCAGCUCCCCACCACGCGGAGCUCGUCGAGCGGCGCUGGGGUGGGACCACGCACUUCACGGUCGACGAUGUGAAGAAAGAAAUCACAGAUUUACUGAGGGAAUAUGUCGAGAGCGGGGACACUUCUGAAGCGUGCAGGUGCAUCCGGCAGUUAGGCGUCUCGUUUUUCCACCACGAGGUCGUGAAGAGGGCUCUGGUACUGGCCAUGGAGAUUCGCUCGUCCGAGCCUCUCAUCCUGAAACUGCUCAAGGAAGCAGCUGACGAGGGCCUGAUAAGCUCGAGUCAGAUGGUCAAAGGCUUUUCCCGGUUAUCCGAAAGCCUGGACGAUCUCGCCCUCGAUAUUCCCUCAGCAAAAACAAUGUUCCAAACCAUCGUCCCUCGGGCGGUAUCUGAAGGAUGGCUCGACUCGUCUUUCGCCAAAGCUGCUUCCAACGAGGUUGGCGGUGAUAGAAACCCGGACGAAAACGACGAAAAGCUGAGGCGCUACAAAAAAGAAGUCGUCACCAUAAUCCACGAGUACUUCCACUCAGACGACAUUCCCGAGCUAAUCCGAAGCCUGGAGGAUUUAGCCAUGCCCGACUACAACCCGAUUUUCCUCAAGAAGCUAAUUACCCUCGCCAUGGACCGUAAAAACCGAGAAAAGGAAAUGGCUUCUGUCUUGCUCUCCGCCCUUCACAUCGAGAUCUUUUCGACCGAGGACAUAGUCAACGGCUUCGUGCUCCUUCUGGAGUCUGCCGAGGACACGGCCCUCGACAUUCUCGACGCAUCCGAUGAGCUGGCGUUUUUCCUCGCGAGGGCCGUGAUAGACGAUGUGCUGGCGCCUUUAAACCUGGAGGAAAUCCGGAAUUUGCUCCCUAGCAACUGCUCGGGUAGCGAGACCGUGACCAUGGCUCGGUCACUGAUAGGCGCCCGCCACGCGGGCGAGAGGAUCUUGCGGUGCUGGGGCGGUGGGACUGGGUGGGCCGUGGAGGAUGCAAAGGACAAAAUCCAGAAGCUUCUGGAAGAAUACGACAGUGGGGGCGCGGUGGGGGAAGCGUGCAGGUGCAUUCGAGACCUGGGGAUGCCGUUUUUCAAUCAUGAGGUGGUGAAGAAGGCGCUAGUGAUGGCUAUGGAGAAGAAGAACGAUCGUAUGCUGGACUUGCUCGGGGAAUGUUUCGGUGAGGGGCUGAUCACGAUUAAUCAGAUGAGCAAAGGGUUCAACAGGGUGAAGGACGGGCUGGAUGACCUGGCGCUUGAUAUCCCGAACGCGAGGGAUAAGUUUGGGUUUUACUUGAAGCACGCGAGGGGGCACGGGUGGCUGCUGCCUUCGUUCGGUUAGGGUUUUUAAACUUUUUUCUUAUAAGAAAAAGAAUUGCCAGUGCAUGUUUUGAUGUUUUCUUGUUGAUUUUUUUUACUUUGUUUGGACCUGUUUUCGUUUGUAUCUGGGGCGCUCUUCUCUGAUGGAUCAUUUUAUGGGUCUCUUGUCGUUUUUAUCAUGUGUUUGGUUGGAUUUUAAUGAAAGAUGGUGUUAUGAAUAUGCGCUUUGGAUCUGUUGGAAGAUGAUAUAUUUUCUGAGGUUAUUUUGCGGACCUAUGAGUUUCAGGUUAUGGCAGCUCCUAAUAUUUUUUUUUUUAAAG